This is a messenger RNA of Malania oleifera, 468 nucleotides long. RefSeq lists its product as uncharacterized. Lineage: Eukaryota; Viridiplantae; Streptophyta; Magnoliopsida; Santalales; Ximeniaceae. The coding region runs from base 1 to 468 and encodes 155 amino acids. The transcript has a single exon. The record is from RefSeq and is a predicted model, not a curated record.
AUGGCUAAUAGGGGUUGCACAUUUCAGCAGUUCACUCAGGCAAACCCACCAGCAUUUGCAGGUGGACCGAACCCGAUCGUAGCCGAAGAUUGGAUUCAGGAAAUAGAGGAGCUGUUGGGGGUGUUAGAGUGUACUGAGGAGCAAAAGGUGAAGUAUGCCACUUACAAACUAGUGGGGGAAGCAAAGAGAUGGUGGCGAUCGGCGAAAAUGGUGGAAGAGCAGCGCCCAGAACCGGAGGUUGUCACUUGGAGCCGGUUCAAGGAGGUAUUCUUCGACAGGUAUUUCCCCGCUGUCACCCGCGCAGCUAAGGUUGAAGAAUUCCUACAGCUGACUCAGGGGCCCAUGACUGUGCGGCAGUAUGCGGUCAAGUUUGUGGAGUUGUCCCGUUUUGCUCCACGCAUGGUUCCGAAUGAGCCGCUGAAGGCACGGAUGUUUGAAAGGGGACUAAGACAGAGUAUACGCGCAUAA